Messenger RNA from Alternaria ventricosa, 1263 nucleotides. RefSeq lists its product as uncharacterized. Bases 1 to 1263 code for a protein of 420 amino acids. The record is from RefSeq and is a predicted model, not a curated record. Lineage: Eukaryota; Fungi; Ascomycota; Dothideomycetes; Pleosporales; Pleosporaceae. The transcript has 3 exons.
AUGCCUCCUCUGGCACCAAGCACAGCCGUCAGCGCAGCACCCGUGCCUACCAAUGCGAAGGACGAAUCGAACCGACAAUGUGGGCAGUGGUACAAUGUUGAGGGUGGAGACUAUUGCAACCUCGUGACACUGAGGUAUGCGAUAGCACUGGCUGAUUUCGUAUUCCUGAACCCAUCCAUCAACGCGAAUUGCACCAAUCUGCUGCUAGAUAUCAGCUAUUGUGUAGCGCCAGUAGGAGACACCAAAGUUAACACCUACUCUGGACGACCUGGCUACCAUACUCCCGGUCCUUCGGGAGUACCAUUUACCAAAGUCACGUUUACGCCCACUAAGCCCGCUACGACAACACCCUCGCCCACGCAGCUGAGCCUUGCGCUUGAUACAAGAGACGAUUGUUACCAGUAUUUCGAUGCAUCACAGAUGGAAAGCGACAUAACAGGAACUCUUUAUCGUCACAAGUGCGAUUUGGCUGCAGAUGUCUAUGGUGUGGAGAUGUCCGAACUGCUCACCUGGAACCCCUCGCUCGGUAACGAUACCGAAGCGCCUACCUGCAGCUUCGAGCCUGGAGUCCGCUAUUGUGGAAGGUUCUACUUCGAGCCGCCAAAGGCCGAGCCCGAAGUAGGCCCAUCGCUGGAAUUUCCGAUCAGAGAAGGGUAUGAUACGAACUGCACUGAGUUCAGGGACGUGUCUAAGGAUUUCACUUGCGAGGAUGUUCUGGCUUUGUUCGAUCUCACCUUGGCUCAAUUCUUUAAGAUGAAUCCGGCUGUAGGCUCAACGUGUGCGAAUCUUUGGACCGAAACGGCAUAUUGCGUCAAGUCGCCCAAUGCCCCACCGCCCGCUACGAGCGUUACUUCGGCCUCCGUUGCCCCAAGCAGUACAUUUCCACCGGGACCUGGGGCACCAACGCACACUGGACAGCCUGCAAACUGUGUUCGAUGGCACAUCGUCGAGAAAGGGGAUGAUUGCUCGAUUCUUGCAAACAAAUACUUCAUCACCUUGGAGCAAUUCUAUGCCUGGAAUCCCGCCGUGUCGAAUGAUUGCCGCGACAACUUCUGGCAGGGAUCGGCAUACUGUGUGGGCACUUCGGAUUCGAUCAGCGUGAGCAGAUCGGCUCCCCCGCCGUCGCCUACUCCCAGUCCUUUCGUCAUACCAACGCCAAAUCAAGCAAACAACGCGAUCAAAGAAUGCAACAAGGCUGCUCAGGCGCAGGAAGGAGACUGGUGUGCUGUAAGUCCACGAUAUCCGGUUCUGCGUCGCUUCUAG